ACGUCAUCAAAAAAAUAAAAUAAAUAAAAAUCAUUAUUAUUGUUUAUAAAAUUAUUUUAAUUAUAUAUAUUUAACAUAUACCCCAAAUUAAAGAUUAUACCCGCCGCCGCCAUUGCACCUCCUUCUUCUUCUUCUUUUCUUCCUUCUUCGUUCUUUCGAAGGCUUUUCACCAGUGAGAAGUGGAAUGAUGUUUCGGAGCUGCUGUGCCGGCUCGUCCGCGGACAUGAGAUUCUCACCGGUUUCAUCUUCCUCUUCAUGUAAGUUUCCCACGCCCUACACCCUUUUGAUUUCGAUUCACUUGCGUAAAUACAGAAAGGAUUUACAAAACGCAAAGAGAACAACAAGUACUAGCAAAGAUGGAGGUUCUCCAGGGUUUAAGCUUCAGAGUAAUUCAACUAGUGUGGCCAAUACCGGCAAAACUAUGAAUAGAGGAAAAAGCAAGAAAUACGGAGGCAUUUUGCCGUCCGUUCUGCGUGAUUUGGAAUCCGAACAGGAUAUCGAAAACACACUAGAUAUGUAUUAUGGUAAUCUUAACCCUAAGGAGCAGACAGUGAUUCUCAAGGAGCAAAGGAGGUGGGAGAAGGUGGUUAGAAUUUUCGACUGGUUCAAGUCACAAAGGGAUUACAAUCCCAACGUUAUACACUACAACAUUGUGCUUAGGGCUUUGGGUAGAGCUCAAAAAUGGGAUGAAUUGAGGCUAUAUUGGAUUGAAAUGGCGCGAAAAGGAGUCGUGCCGACGAACAAUACAUAUGGGAUGCUUGUGGAUGUAUAUGGAAAGGCAGGGCUGGUGAAGGAGGCGCUUCUGUGGAUCAAACAUAUGAAGGUGAGGGGAAUGUAUCCGGAUGAAGUAACAAUGUCGACAGUCGUUAAGGUGUUGAAGGAUGCAAGGGAAUAUUGCAGGGCGGAUAGGUUCUAUAAAGAUUGGUGUGUUGGGAAGAUCGAAUUGGAUGGUCUUAAUUUAGAUAGCAUCAGCGACGGACAAGCUGUUACUCUGAAAGAGUUUUUGUCGACAGAGCUUUUUCGUACUGGGGGGAGGUCACAUGGUAGGGAUGAUGCUAAAGAUGCAGAGAGUUUCGUGGGAAAGCCGCGGCUUACCUCUACUUACAAUACUCUUAUAGACUUGUAUGGUAAGGCUGGUCGAUUGAAGGAAGCUGCGGAUGUUUUUGCUGAUAUGUUGAAGGAGGGUGUGGCACCGGAUGCUUUUACGUUCAACACGAUGAUUUUCAUUUGUGGUAGCCAUGGGGAUCUGUUGGAGGCCGAGGCUUUGCUUGAAAAAAUGGAAGAAAGGGGGAUUUCGCCCGAUACAAAGACAUACAACAUUUUUAUAUCUCUGUAUGUAGAUGCAGAGAACAUAGAUGCAGUUCUUCGGUGCUAUAGAAAGAUCCAAGAAGUAGGUCUUCGUCCCGAUGAUGUAACCCAUAGAGCUGUUCUUAAAAUAUUGAGUGAGAGAAAUAUGAUUCAGGAGGUCGAAGAUGUAGUUAGUGAAAUGGAGAAAUUAGGGAGGAGGAUUGACGAAAGCUCUCUUCCUCUUCUUGCUAGGAUGUAUGUUGAUGCAGGAAAUUUGAAGCGAUCGAAGCUUCUGGUUCACACAUUCCAACUGUAUGGAGAGCUUUCCUCGAAGACGUGUGCUGCUGUAAUGGAUGUAUAUGCAGAGAAGGGACAUUGGGCAGAAGCUGAGGCUUUGUUCGACGCAAAAAAGGAUGGCUGUGGGAAAAAGACAAAUGUUUUGGAGUACAAUGUAAUGAUCAAAGCUUAUGGUAAGGCAGGAAAGUACGACAAAGCUCUCUCACUUUUCCGCGGGAUGAGAAAUCAAGGGGUGUGGCCGGAUGAGUGCACAUUCAACUCAUUGAUCCAAAUGUUUGCCGGAGGGGACUUAGCAGACCAAGCGACAGAUAUUCUGGAUGAAAUGCAGGAAGCGGGAUUUAAGCCCAAGUGCUCGACAUUUUCUGCCGUGAUUGGUUGCUUGGGGAAGAACAAGAGGCUGCCCGAGGCAGUCGCUAUGUUCCAAGAAAUGUUGCGAGCAGAUGUAAAACCAAACGACGUUGUUUAUGGGUUGUUGAUCGAUGCCUUUGCAGAGGAGGGACAAUUCGAAGAAGUACAGCGCUAUUUUGAUGCAAUGGGAGACGCCGGGAUUCCAGCAAAUCGAAUAGUUCUAACUUCCAUGAUUAAGGCUUAUGGUAAAAUCGGACAUGUCGAAGGUGCAAAGCAGAUGUACGAGAAGAUGAAGAUGCUCGAUGGAGGCCCUGAUAUCGCGGCAUCAAACAGCAUGAUCAAGCUAUACGCCGAGUUGGGAAUGCUUUCGGAGGUGCAAAGGAUGUUUGAUUCUCUUCGGGAAAACGGCUCAGCUGAUGAGAUUACAUACACAACCAUGAUGUAUUUAUACAAAAACACGGGGAUGCUUAAAGAGGCGAUCGAAGUUGCAGACGAGUUGAAAAAUUCUAGUUUGCCAAAAGAUUGCAUGACUUACAACAAAUUAAUGACAUGCUACGCAGCGAACGGGCAGCUAGUCGAGUGCGGAGAAUUGCUACAUGAAAUGGUAAUGAAUCUAAAGCUUUCGCCGGACGAGGGUACCUUCAAAGCAAUGUUUACGAUAUUAAAGAAGGGAGGGAUCCCGAUAGAAGCAGUGAAGCAGCUAGAAUCAUCUUACGAGGAAGGUAAAUCGUUCGUCAAGCAAGCUGUGAUAACGUCUGUGUUCUCCGUAGUCGGUCUGCAUUCGUAUGCCUUGGAAGGUUGCGGAAUCUCUGGAAAGGGAAGUGGCGGAUUGGAUACCUCUGUCGUUUACAAUGCUGCGAUCCGCGCCUACACAGCUUAUGGGAAGAUUGACAAGGCCUUGAACAUGUUCAUGAAGAUGCAAGACGAGGGGAUCGAGCCGGAUGUUGUGACUAUGAUCAAUCUUGUCAAGUGUUACGGAAAAGCCGGCAUGCUUGAAGGCGUGAAGCGUGUGCACAGCCAGUUGAAGUACGGGGCGAUCCAAGGGAGUGAGUCUUUGUACAAGGCUGUCGCGGAUGCUUACAAGACUGUCAACAGGAAUGACCUUGCUCGAUUGGUUAUGCAAGAAAUGAAGUAUGGGCAAGAAUUCUCGGAUUCUGAAGGAGUUCAUCCAUCAUCCUGAAGGAGUUCGUACAUACAGAGAUGCUGCUCUGUAUAAGAAGUUGCUGCGAUCAAGUGACGGAAAUACAAGUUGCGAAUGAUGGUGAUGCCAUUAAAUUCCCAUUUGAAGGUUGAGAUUGUCUUUUCUUGCAGAAGACUUAUUGGUGUUGGUUGGGAGGAGGAGUUUAUGAAGCAAUGGAAUACUGGAGUUUAUUUCUCUCUUGAGGUUUCAGGAAAUAGCCGGGGCUUUGGAUUCUACACAAAGUGUUUCCCUUAUGGAUAUUACUUGAGAUUGUGCUGGAGCGAUGAUGUUUUUUUUUACUUUCUUGCUCUGACAAGUUUUCGCGCCUAUGUUUUACUACUUCUUUCAAGGUACUGUAAUUGGUUAUCGGCUGGUUGAAUGCUCGCAAGAAUGGCGAUGCAAAUGGCAAUUUUUGGAACUGAAUGGGCCAUGUCUGCUGCCCCUGAUGAUCUUCUUUGGGUAUGUAUUUAUCAUCCAGGCUAUUACCUUCUUUACCUUAGACAAAUUUGAUAAUUUACCUGGUUAAAGGUUUGUCUGCGUUUGUAGAGGAAUCAUGCAAGGAUAGUUCAAGAUAUUUGUUGUAGUAAAUCAUUCUUAAGGUCCAGUGAAACCUAAUAUAGGAGUAUUAUUUUAGUCGUAAAUUUUUAUGGUACACUUUUUUCCCUAAUGAUCUUGGUAAAUUAGAUCUAGGAGUUUAUAUGAGCUCAGUAUAAAGUUAUCUGGUUUAAACUGAACUAUAGU
Molecule: messenger RNA, 3853 nt
Organism: Andrographis paniculata
Lineage: Eukaryota; Viridiplantae; Streptophyta; Magnoliopsida; Lamiales; Acanthaceae
Product: pentatricopeptide repeat-containing protein At1g73710
Exons: 4
Coding region: 185-3112 (975 amino acids)
Molecular function (GO): protein binding
Source: RefSeq, a predicted model, not a curated record